GUUCUCUCUGGGAUGAAAACAACAGAAGAUACUUAGGGAAAUGAGAGUUUCUAAAAGUGGGAGGGAAAAAUUGAACUCAGAAUAAGCAGGACAACGCUUUCACUCCUGGACUUUUGUAGAAAAAACAAAAACAAAAACAAAACCUAAGUGAAAUAGUUACGGGGACAAUCCACCAUUGUGGGAGGGAGUGGGGGAAGAAAAUGGGCAGCCUGUGGUUAAUUUUCCUCCUGCCCCUGUCCUUGGGAGCCAUUCAUGGGGUCAAAGGCUGUCUGGAGUGUGACCCCAAAUUCAUAGACGAUGUUAGGAACUUGCUGGCAAAUAUGGUACCCCUGGAUGUCCCUGGCCGAACUCAACUGCUUGAAAGGCACUUUAAACUAAUGAUUCGUCUAAGCUUUAAGGUGUCCCACAAGGACAAGAUGCUUCGUGUGUUAGCUGUUUCAAAGGUGGUCAAGUUGAGAACAUGGCUGAAGAAUGAAUUUUAUAGACUGGGCAAUGAAACGUGGAAAGGUGUCUUUAUCUUUCAAGGCAAGCUGCUUGAUAUCCGACAAAACCUGGAAUCCAAAAUGAAAGAAACACUAAAGGAGUUCUCCGAACUUGCUUGCUCUGAAGACUGCAUUGUGACUGAAGGUCCCAUCCUCGAUUGUUGGACCUGUCUGCGUAUCUCCAGUCAGUGCUUCAGAGGAGAAUACUGUGGAGAAGAUGAUCCAAAGAAGGCUGAGAACCGAGAGAUUAUUCUGUUUUUGACAUUCCUGACAGAAGUGGUAGUAUUGGCAAGUAUUGUACUCCUCUUCCAUAUCUGUAUAUCUCAUCGGAGGAAAAUGAAGACAAUACGAAGAACACUAAAGCAAUAUUUGGAGAAGAAACUUGAAGAAUUAGUGAGGAUGACAGAUGGGGAGAGAACAUUUUGGAAUGUAGCAAAUAAGUAGGCAGAACUUUUUCAUGA
Molecule: messenger RNA, 943 nt
Organism: Cavia porcellus (domestic guinea pig)
Lineage: Eukaryota; Metazoa; Chordata; Mammalia; Rodentia; Caviidae
Gene: Izumo3
Product: IZUMO family member 3
Exons: 7
Coding region: 201-926 (241 amino acids)
Source: RefSeq, a predicted model, not a curated record